Molecule: messenger RNA, 1605 nt
Organism: Tripterygium wilfordii
Lineage: Eukaryota; Viridiplantae; Streptophyta; Magnoliopsida; Celastrales; Celastraceae
Product: probable aspartic proteinase GIP1
Exons: 1
Coding region: 22-1464 (480 amino acids)
Biological process (GO): proteolysis
Molecular function (GO): aspartic-type endopeptidase activity
Source: RefSeq, a predicted model, not a curated record
CACAAUUUCUUUAUUGUUUUCAUGAUCCAAAGUCAAUGUAAACUUUUCUGGGCAUCUUCCUAUAUAAUGCAAACCCCAGAACACUUCACUUUGCACAACACUUGGAAAUACCAAUCCAUAAGCCACGAGACGAUAAUGUCACUUCCAUUAUCCAUCCUCUUCUCCUUCACUUUACUUCUUCUCUAUGCACUCCCUCUACAAGCAGCAUUCCUCUCACCAGUGCGAAAGGACCAUACUACCCUCCAAUACACCCUCCCAAUCCUCCUAAAAACCCCUCUUCAACCCACCCAACUCGUCCUCGACCUCGGCGGCUCCUUCUCCUGGAUCAACUGCUACAACAAUUACACUUCCUCCACUUACCACCACAUCUUCUGCGACACUCCUCUCUGUACUUACACCCAAUCCUUCGCCUGCGGCAAUUGUUACGACAAACCCUUCGGUCCCAAUUGCGCAAACAACACUUGCGAUCUCUUCCCCGAAAACCCAAUCAUUCGCGACCGUGGGCUCGAUUCAGUGGGCCUGGAUGACGCUCUCACAGACACCCUCGCAUUGCCCACCACGGACGGCAAGGCCCAAGGCCCACUGGGCCUUGUCCAUGACUUUAUCUUCUCUUGUGCGAAAGCGUCGCUUCUCAAGAAGCUCGCGAACGGGGCCACUGGUAUGGCUGGGCUGGGCCGGUCUAACAUUUCUUUACAAGCGCAGGUUAGUGACUCUGUCUCCGCGUCUCGUUAUUUUGCGCUGUGUUUGUCGGGGUCUAAGACGGAUCCGGGUGUGGUUUUCUUCGGUACGGGUGGGCCGUAUUAUUUUUUGCCCAAGAUUGACCUUUCGUUGUUCCUUAUUUACACUCCACUCCUCGUGAAUCCAUCGGGAAGCACACUAAUCGUGUAUCCUCAUCCGUCCGAUGAGUAUUACAUUGGUUUGACUUCCGUCGUAGUCAACGGGAAAGUUGCGCCAAUUAAUGCGUCUCUGCUAGCCAUUGAUGAGUCUGGAUUCGGUGGGACCAAGAUCAGCACCGUUAAUCCAUAUACAGUGCUACAGAGUUCUAUCUACAAGGCAGUGACUGAAGCGUUUGUUAAAGAAUCAGCUACUUUUAACCUCACAGUAACAAAGCCGGUCAAGCCAUUUAGUGUAUGCUAUCCGGCGGGCCAGAUCAUGAGUUGGCGCGUGGGACCCAGGGUACCGACCGUUGAUCUUGUGCUACAUAGCAAGAGCGUGGUUUGGAGAAUCUAUGGAUCUAAUUCAAUGGUCAGGAUUAUAAAGAAGGGUUUGGAUCUGUGGUGCUUGGGAUUCGUUGAUGGUGGGGCCAAAGCGAAAACAUCGAUCGUGAUUGGAGGAUAUCAGAUAGAGGACAAUUUGCUACAGUUUGAUCUGAAGUCAAACCGAUUGGGGUUGACUUCAUCCAUUUUGGUUCAUGGAACCACGUGUGCUAACUUUAAUUUCACUGCAAAAUCCACGAAGAUCUGAAAAUCCGCAAGAGAGGAAUGAAAUCAACCCUAAAAUCAAUAAAAUUAGUGCUUCGGAAAAAGCUAUGCUAUUACUGAAGCAAUUUUGUCGUUUACUCACAGAUUUAUGAUAAGAGAUCCCAAUAGAUAGUUGAUAUACCAA